Molecule: messenger RNA, 1494 nt
Organism: Letharia columbiana
Lineage: Eukaryota; Fungi; Ascomycota; Lecanoromycetes; Lecanorales; Parmeliaceae
Exons: 4
Coding region: 1-1494 (497 amino acids)
Molecular function (GO): aldehyde dehydrogenase (NAD+) activity
Source: RefSeq, a predicted model, not a curated record
AUGUCUCUUUCAGUAACUCUAGAAACGCCUGCAGCGGGCAAAUACGAGCAACCCACAGGACUCUUCAUCAACAACGAGUUCGUCAAGGGCCAGGAUGGCAAGACGUUCGAGACCAUCAAUCCUUCUACCGAGAAACCCAUCUGCGAAGUUCACGAAGCCACAGAAAAAGAUGUCGACCACGCCGUCUCCGUUGCCCGCAAGACCUUCGAGACGUCCUGGAGGCUUGUCACCGCAGAGCAGCGAGGAAGAUAUCUCGUGAAGCUCGCAGAUCUGUUCGAAGAGAACCUCGACCUCCUCGCAUCCAUCGAAUCGCUAGACAAUGGCAAAGCGCUCAGCAUGGCCAAGGUCGAUAUCGGGAUGUGCGCCGGAUGCCUCAGAUAUUACGGCGGCUGGGCAGAUAAGAUCCACGGCAAAGUCAUUGAGACGAACCCUGAGACUUUCAACUAUACCAAGCAGGAACCUAUCGGUGUCUGUGCGCAAAUCAUCCCAUGGAACUUCCCCCUCCUUAUGUGGUCCUGGAAGAUUGGCCCUGCCAUCGCCUGCGGUAACGUCGUCAUUCUCAAGUCCGCCGAACAAACCCCGCUCGGCGCUCUCUAUGCCGCCAAGCUCGUCAAGGAAGCUGGUUUCCCACCUGGUGUGAUCAACAUCCUCUCCGGCUUCGGCAAGGUCGCAGGUGCUGCCCUCUCAGCGCACAUGGACGUUGACAAGAUCGCUUUCACCGGGUCUACCGUUGUUGGCCGACAAAUCAUGAAAGCGGCUGCUGGCUCGAAUUUGAAGAAGGUUACUUUGGAGCUUGGUGGCAAGAGCCCAAACAUCGUGUUCAACGAUGCCGAUAUCGAAAACGCUAUUUCGUGGGUCAACUUCGGUAUUUUCUUUAACCACGGCCAGUGCUGCUGUGCUGGAUCCAGGAUAUACGUUCAAGAGGGUGUCUACGACAAGUUCGUCGAGUCUUUCAAGGCCAGGGCAAAGAAGAACGUUGUUGGUGACCCCUUCGGUGCGGACACGUUCCAGGGUCCUCAGGUUUCCCAGCUGCAAUAUGAUCGUAUCAUGGGAUACAUUGAUGCCGGUAAGAAAGAGGGGGCCAAAGUCGAAACCGGCGGCGAGCGCCAUGGCAAAGAGGGCUACUUCAUCCAACCAACCAUCUUCUCCGGCGUCUCUGAAGACAUGAAGAUAAUGCAAGAAGAGAUCUUUGGUCCCGUCUGCUCAAUCGCCAAGUUCAAGACCGAAGACGAUGCCAUCCGUCUCGGCAACGCCACAACCUACGGUCUCGCCUCCGCCGUCCACACAUCCAACCUCAACACCGCGAUCAGAGUCAGCAAUGCCUUGAGAGCCGGAACCGUCUGGGUGAACCAGUACAACAUGCUACAUCACACCCUACCAUUCGGUGGCUACAAGGAGAGUGGGAUUGGCCGAGAGCUGGGUGAGGCCGCCUUGGCGAAUUAUAGCCAGACGAAGACGGUGUCGAUUCGUCUUGGUGAUGCUCUUUUCGGUUAA